This is a messenger RNA of Penicillium manginii, 1866 nucleotides long. Its product is annotated as alkyl/aryl-sulfatase. Gene Ontology annotation, biological process: dodecyl sulfate metabolic process. Gene Ontology annotation, molecular function: linear primary-alkylsulfatase activity; protein dimerization activity. The transcript has a single exon. The record is from RefSeq and is a predicted model, not a curated record. Lineage: Eukaryota; Fungi; Ascomycota; Eurotiomycetes; Eurotiales; Aspergillaceae. Bases 1 to 1866 code for a protein of 621 amino acids.
AUGGCCCCUGUCAACAAUACCAAUUACACUUCAUUUUCUAGCGAAGAAGACUUUGAAAAUGCUUCUCGAGGGUUUAUUGAUUCUCUGAAGCCAUGCACUAUCCGUGCGCGCGACGGAAAUGUCAUAUGGGACAAUGACCAAUAUUCUUUUCUCGAGGACGAGUGCCCCGAGACGGUCAAUCCAAGUCUUUGGAGACAGGCCCGACUUUGCUACAAGCAAGGGCUUUUCGAGGUUGCUCGAGGCAUAUAUCAAGUCAGGGGUUUUGAUCUUUCGAACAUGACCGUGGUAGAGGGCCAGCAAGGGGUCAUUGUGAUCGAUCCACUUAUUUCCGCUGAGUGUGCGGCAGCAGCUCUAGAAUUAUAUCGCCAACAUCGUGGGAAUCGGAAGGUCACUGGUCUGAUAUAUUCACACUCCCAUGUGGAUCAUUUUGGGGGUGCAGCGGGUGUGCUUCCAUCUUACGGGCUGUGGAACAACUCAUCUAAUUUGAAUGAGCCCGUGUCCAUCCCAAUUCUCGCGCCUGAGCACUUUAUGGAGGAAGCAAUCAGCGAAAACAUAUUUGCAGGACCAGCGAUGCGCCGACGGGCAGCAUUGAUGUUUGGAAAUCGUUUGGUUAAAGGUUCCCAAGGCCAGGUCAGCUCCGGGCUUGGGUUGACCAGCUCCAGUGGCACUAUGGGGCUUAUCCCGCCAAAUGUGGAUAUCAAACGGACAGGGGAGGAGCAUGUCUUGGACGGAGUAAGAAUGAUCUUUCAAAUGGUUCCGAACACAGAAGCACCGGCAGAGAUCAAUCUUUAUCUCCCAGAGCAACGGGCUCUCCUUAUCUCGGAAUGUGCUACUCAUUGUAUGCACAACAUCGGUACCCUGAGGGGCGCUCAAGUACGGGAUGCAAAGGCGUGGUCUAAAUACCUCGAUGAAUCUUUGGCACUGUUUGGAAACAAGUCUGAUGUCUUGUUUGCUAGUCAUCACUGGCCAACUUGGGGCCAGGAGAAGCUCAUGCAGCUCAUAUCAGAGCAACGUGAUCUAUACGCCUACCUUCAUGACCAGACAUGCCGAAUGAUGAAUCUUGGGCUCACAGGAACUCAAAUCGCAGAAAGAUUGGAGCUGCCUACAUCGCUACAGCAGGCCUGGCAUAUUAAAGGAUAUUACGGCUCUCUUAACCAUAACGUGAAAGCCAUAUAUCAGCGAUACAUGACUUGGUUCGACGGCAAUGCGGCCCAUCUGUGGCAGCAUCCGCCAGAAAAUGAAGCAAAGCGGUACGUUGACUGCAUGGGAGGCGUGGAAAAUGUUGUUAGAAAGGCCCUAGAGUAUCGUGACAACGGCGAUCUCCGCUUUGCGGCAACUUUACUUGAUCACGCGCUUUUCACGGCGCCUACAUCUGCUGUCAGAGAAGCUUCGGCGUCGGUCUUUGAGCAGCUGGGAUAUGGGGCAGAGAACGCCAUAUGGCGCAAUUUCUAUCUUACCCGCGCUCAAGACAUCCGCAACAAGGUUGAAUUCCAGGUUUCCAAACCCGCAGAAGUUCAGCCAAUUAAUCCAUUGCUCUCUGUGGACGACUGGCUGGAUUGUAUUUCCAUUCAGUUAGAUGGUGGCCGGGUAAAUGGCGAGAAAUUUACGAUCGAAAUCCUGAUGCACGAUGAGAAAUGUCGCUGGGCAUUGUCCUUGAGCAAUGGCGCUUUGACUUAUCGGAAACAGCCACUUGAGCAUGCUUCCCACCAACGGGCAGAUUUAAUUCUGAAUUUGAAUAAAGGCCAGCUUGCUGAUGUCCUUCAAGGUGAUCUUCAGGUUAUUGAACAAGCCGAAGGGAAUUUAGACGUCCUAACCAAGCUUCUGGGUCUUUUGUCCGUUGGUAUCAGAGGACGGCCAAGGUUAUAG